Molecule: messenger RNA, 741 nt
Organism: Cladocopium goreaui
Lineage: Eukaryota; Dinophyceae; Suessiales; Symbiodiniaceae
Source: the annotation of a GenBank genome assembly
AUGCGACGCAAUCGGCUGAAGGACGUGAAUGAGCCACAAAUGCCAGAAGGGUGUUUUCUUUUUCGGUUCCGUCGCGAAACCUUCUACCCACUGCACUAUGCUGUGCUGGAGAACGAUGCAGAGAUGGUGAACAUGUUGCUGAUUGCUGGCAGCGACCCGCGUCAGAAGAGCUCCAAGGGCCGGCGCCCAGAGGAUUUGGCACGAGACCUUGCCGCCGACGGCAACUGCGAGACAUUGGACAACUUGGACAAGAUCAUUCAAACCUUGCAGAUGGCGGAAGCGUCGCAGCGCCAACAGCGUCGCAGCGUCGCUCCCGCGUCGCAGCGUCGCAGCGUGCAGCGCCAACAGCGUCGCAGCGUCGCUCCCCGCGUCGCAGCGUCGCAGCGUCGCAGCGCCAACAGCGUCGCAGCGUCGCUCCCGCGUCGCAGCGUCGCAGCGUCGCAGCGCCAACAGCGUCGCAGCGUCGCUCCAGCAGCGUCGCAGCGUCGCAGCGCCAACAGCGUCGCAGCGUCACUGGCCCAACGGCAGCGUCGCAGGGUCGCAGCGUCGCAGCGUCGCAGCGCCACCCGCCCCCCGGAGCGUCGCAGCGUCGCAGCGUCGCAGCGCCACCCGCCCCCGGGAGCGUCACAGCGCAACGUCGGAAACCCACGCUUCGGCCCCCUUUGUCCAGUGUUGCAACUCAUUUGGCUGACCCCUGCUGACAAUGGACAUUCACCCGGAUUUGAUGAGAACUUCAGUUGA